Molecule: messenger RNA, 1213 nt
Organism: Dermatophagoides pteronyssinus (European house dust mite)
Lineage: Eukaryota; Metazoa; Arthropoda; Arachnida; Sarcoptiformes; Pyroglyphidae
Product: motile sperm domain-containing protein 2-like
Cellular component (GO): endomembrane system; endoplasmic reticulum-endosome membrane contact site
Source: RefSeq, a predicted model, not a curated record
CAAUUAUUGUCGAAUACCAGCUAGUCAAAAUUGUUAUUGUUUAUUAUUACUGUUUCGGUAUCUUGUGUGUGUGGUUUUCUGCAGUUUAAUAAAAUUGUGAAAAAAUGCCUUCAAAAAAUAAUCAAAAGAAAAUUUCAUCGGAAUUGACUUUCAAUCAGAACGCGAAUGACAAAUUAACUACAACCGGCGUGGAACAAUAUUUCGAUGAUAAAUUUAUUGAUCAAGUUCGCCAGUCAUUGCUAACCAACGAUGUAAGUCAAUUUGAUAAAAUUGAUGUUGAACGAUUACAAUCAAAUGAUGAUUGGUUCAUACGGCGAUUUCUGGCAUGGCGACCCACGACCAUCGAUGAGGCGAUCAAAACAAUGAUUCAGGCAUUGUUAUGGAGAAAAGAGAUCAACAUCAAUGAAUGGAAAGAUACAGAUUUUCCCAGCGAAUUUUUUCAAAUUGCCGCAUGUUUUCAUUAUCUACCUGAUCGUGAGAAUAAAAAUAUUCUUAUAUUACGUAUGCGUUUUAAUCGAAAAGAACCAUUAGGUGUAGCUUCGAUUGAAACAAUGGUUCGAAAUUUUUUUAUCUAUAUUGUUGAAAAAAUUGUCAGCCAACAUCCAAAUCAAGGAUUUGCAUUAAUAUUUGAUUGUUGGAAAGCAUCAUUAUCGAAUGUUGAUAUUGAUAUGGCUCGUUUCAUAAUAAAUACAUUAUCCAAUUAUUAUUCCGGUGCCAUAUCAUAUGUUUAUAUCUACGAACUUCCAUGGAUAUUGAAUCAAAUAUGGCGAAUAGUACGAUCAUGGCUUGAUGAAGAGGCGAAAAGUAUCGUAAAAUUUGUAACGAUAAAUAAUAUAUUUCAAUAUAUAGAAGCAUCAAAUCUACCCGAUUAUAUGGGUGGCUGUUGUCGUAAAGAUUAUCGUUUUGUACCAAAAGGUGUACCAACAUUGGAAGAAAUGUUAACCGAUAAUGGUGAUACAAAAAAAUUCGGCAUCAAAAGUGAUAAGGAUUUGAAAAAAUUGAAUGAGCAUUUUCAAAAAUUGAUUAAAUUACAAUAGAAUUAAACAAUUUCUAAAAAAUCAACAUUCAAGUUGAUUCAUAUAAUUGGACUCUCUGGCAGAUAAAAUGGCACAAUAGAACAAUACAAUAAAUUGAUCAUCUUAGAUUGUAUUGUAUUCAGUACAUUCCAUUUAAUUGCAAUUAUAUAAUAUUUUUUUUUCAUUCUCUCUUCGUU